AUGUAUGAAUACGAGCGUGAAGCAUCCGAAUGGUUGCACUGGGUGGAACGUGCCACACGUCUCAUGGAUGAUCGCCAGCUACCGAGCAAUAUCGGCGAACUGCGCCGACUGGAGCACGACCUAGAGCGUUUCAAAACGGGCGAUUUGCCCCCGAAGGCACGCGAGAAGCAACGCCUGGCAGAUCAGUAUGCCGAGCUUCAUCAUCUUUUCCAGCGCACCGAACAUCUGCGCAUCCCACCUGAGCUAAGCACCCAGGCACUGGAUCGGGCCUGGCAACGACUUCUUCGUUCACUGAGCCAGCGUUUCACCGUGAUCGAAGAGCGUGCUGGCCUUCAGGGCUCAGCAACCGAUAUCAUCAGUCGCCUAGCACGAGGUAUUGGUAUAACAAAUGAGAAGUUGGAUCACAUCUUGAACAGAAUCGAGGAUGCCGAAACACGAAUCGACACAUCGCGACCUGCGGAGUUACAGCGCCUUAUUGAUGGAAUCAUUGAUGAUCUCAUGGCACUUGAAGCACCGAUUCUUGGAUUUUUUGAAGACGUCGAUCAGCUGAAACAAAUGCAACAUCCAGAGUCAAACGAUUAUUAUCAACAGGUUUAUGGUUUGGAACAACGUCGGCAGGCAUAUUUAACGAGAUUGCGAACCCAAUUUGUUUCACGAUUGGGUAUUCGAACCGAGCAGUUGAUGCGCGAGACGGAACAACGGCGAGCAACUACACGUCGCGUUACAUUUGGACGUGUCGAAGAUUGUAUGCAGUGGAUUCGUUCACGCUUGGAAAAGCUGUCCGAGAUGGAGUUUGUUGAGGAUUUGGAACAACUUGAAAGUAUGUUUGAGGAGCACAAAAUCGACAACCAUGAGAUACAGGACUUCCGACAGAAUGUUGACGAAUGCAUUGCCAGACAGGUUGAUUGUUUUCUAACUUGA
Messenger RNA from Gongylonema pulchrum, 921 nucleotides. The record is from the annotation of a GenBank genome assembly. Lineage: Eukaryota; Metazoa; Nematoda; Chromadorea; Rhabditida; Gongylonematidae.